GACGGUACACAAUGUGCCAUAAUAAUAUAAUCUUCGUGGCAUUUUCAUUUCCAAGGCCUCUCGUUUCUGUAGAAGUAUCAGCAGUCAGGAAUGGGAGCAAAGACAUGUCAAGAGGAGACUCAUGAAGGUUGAGAGAGAGGGGCAGUGUUAGAUUUGCUAGCUGGUGGCAAAUUUGUGUAGCUGUUUGGGAACUUGGCAAGCCAUGGAAGCAAAGAAAUGGGGUUUUGCUAUAACCUUGAUAUUCAUCUUUGCUGUAGUGCCUUUGACUCUUCUAAUCCUGCAGAAUCCUAAUAAACCAUGGGAAUUUGUGGACAAAAUCUUAGGCAUAUUAGGAGGAGAUGACUCAAUAUAUCCUUCUGGAAACUACAAGGUCAAUGGAGAUCACAUUCAGGACCUGUCUGUGAGUCCCAACUUAUCUAGUUGCCACGCAUCUUAUGGUAGGACUGAUCUCCUUGUCCAUUGCUGCCCUUCAGAAAGUCAAGGAGAAGAGGCCAUCAUUGAUUUUCAAUUUCCCGAUCCUUCGACUCCUUUGCGAGUUCGAAGGCCUGCCCAUCAUGUUGAUGAUGAUUAUAUUGCCAAGUACAAAAGGGCCUUAACCAUCAUGAAGUCCUUGCCAGACAGUGACCCUCGGAGUUUUAGUCGUCAAGCUAAUAUACAUUGUCUCUAUUGCACCGGUGCUUAUGACCAGCCACAUUCCAAUCUUUCUAUUGAUAUCCAUAGGAAAUGGUUUUUCUUCCCUUGGCACCGCAUGGUUCUCCAUUUCCACGAACGAAUAGUCGGAAGCCUCAUUGGGGAUGACGCAUUUGCUCUGCCAUUUUGGAAUUGGGACUCCCCUGAUGCAAUGACACUUCCUGGGUGGUACAUGAAUGAUCCUUUUUUCGAUGAUCAGCGUGAUUUUUCGCACUUUCCACCAAAAGUUUGCGAUUUGAACUUCCAUGAAGACAAUGAUAUUGAACCUGAGGAACAGAUUCAUUUGAACCUGGCAUUUAUGUAUAAGCAGGUUGUAUCCGGUGCAAAGACGCCAGAGCUGUUCAUGGGAUGCCCCUAUAAGGCAGGUGAGGGAGGUGUUUGUGAUGGACCAGGCACCGUAGAGCUUGCCCCUCACAACACAAUGCAUAAAUGGGUUGGCAGCAAUUUCCAGCCUGAAAGGGAAGACAUGGGAGCAUUCUACUCAGCAGCUCGGGACCCCGUGUUCUACCCACACCACGCAAAUCUAGACCGUGUUUGGGAGGUUUGGAGGGGGGUUCACAAAUUUGACUUGCACAAUAUGGAUCCUGAUUGGCUCAACUCUUCUUUCUACUUCUAUGAUGAGAAUUCUCAGCUUGUGAGAAUUUAUGUUCGUGAUGUUCUCAAUACUACGAAGCUUCGGUCUGUAUAUGAGGAGGUUGAUCUUCCAUGGCUGAAUAUGCGUCCAAAGCCUUCUGUUCCAUCCAAAAUGACCAAGCAAGCACUGAAACUAAGAGAAAACAAAACCAUGUUGCAAUCGCCGCGUGCACGCAUAUUAUCAGCGGAGUUUGGAUCAGGUGGUCAAAAUCUUGACAGCUCCAUAACAGUGAAGGUGCACAGGUCGAAAUACAAUAGAAGAAAGCAAGAGAAAGAAGAAGAGGAAGAGGUCUUGGUUGUUCAUGGAAUUGAUGUCCAAAGUGAUGAGUACGUUAAAUUUGAUGUCUAUAUAAAUUUAGUGGAUGAGAGUAUAGUUAGCCCAAGUUUCAGUGAAUUUGCAGGAACCUUUGUUCAUAUACCUCAUGGCAAGAGGGAUGCUAAUCGAAAAACCAAUCUCAAGUUGGGGAUCUCAGAAGUACUAGAAGAUUUGGAGGCAGAUAGCGAUGACAGCAUUUGGGUGACAUUGAUACCAAGGACUAAAUCUUGCACUUACACAGUAAUUGAUGGACUGCAGAUUGAAUGUAUGAGAUAAAUAUUGAUGCUUUGUUUGUGGAUUUCAACUUCAAAAAUGAGAUGGCUGAGUGCAUCCAUAAAAAAUAAAAUAAAAAACCUACUACAUAGCUAUGGAGACAGUGACAGUCAGAGCAUCCUUAUUGAAAAAACAUAUUUAUACACA
This is a messenger RNA of Prunus avium (sweet cherry), 2059 nucleotides long. Lineage: Eukaryota; Viridiplantae; Streptophyta; Magnoliopsida; Rosales; Rosaceae. The record is from RefSeq and is a predicted model, not a curated record.